CGGAGGACCCCGGCGGGCGGCCCAGGUUCGGGACCAUGAGCUGGAUUCCUUUCAAGAUUGGGCAGCCCAAGAAACAGAUUGUACCCAAAACAGUGGAGAGAGACUUUGAAAGGGAGUAUGGAAAACUCCAGCAUCAAUGGGCCACUCAUUAGCCCUAUCAGCACCUGGAAGCUGAGGCCAGUUCAGGUCACCAGGCUGCCAGUUCUCCCCCAGCAGAUGGCUUUAGAAGAGUCAUUACCAGUAGCCUUUGGGGACUUGGCCUCCUGCAGAACAUGCAGUUUGGGGCUGGAGGAGCAGACCAAGAGACUGCAGAAGGACAUGAAGAAGAGCACCGAUGCUGACCUGGCCAUGUCGAAAUCUGCUGUGAAGAUAUCCCUGGACUUACUUUCCAAUCCCCUCUGUGAGCAAGAUCAAGACUUUUUGAACAUGGUCACAGCCUUGGACACAGCCAUGAAGCGGAUGGAUGCCUUCAACCAAGAAAAGGUGAACCAGAUCCAAAAGACUGUGAUUGAACCCUUGAAAAAGUUUGGCAGUGUCUUCCCGAGCCUCAACAUGGCAGUGAAGCGGCGGGAGCAGGCCUUGCAGGACUACAGGAGACUCCAGGCCAAGGUGGAGAAGUACGAGGAGAAGGAGAAGACAGGACCCGUGCUGGCCAAGCUGCACCAGGCCCGAGAAGAGCUUCGGCCUGUGCGGGAUGACUUUGAGGCCAAGAACAAGCAGCUCUUGGAUGAGAUGCCACGGUUCUAUGGCAGCCGACUYGACUACUUCCAGCCCAGCUUUGAGUCCCUGAUCCGAGCGCAGGUCGUGUACUACUCAGAAAUGCAUAAGAUCUUUGGUGACCUUACCCAGCAGCUUGACCAGCCAGGCCACUCAGAUGAGCAGCGGGAGCGAGAGAACGAGGCCAAACUGAGCGAGCUCCGAGCCCUCUCUAUCGUGGCUGAUGACUGAGCUUCCAUCCUUCAAAGACUUCUGGGACACAGGCAACCUCUCUAGUCUUUGCCCUUAGCAGGCACAGGCUCAUGCUUCUCCCACUGGCUGCUGUUUUGGAGACAAGAGGUGGCCCCUGCUCCACCUUGUAAUCCUUUGAACUGAGUGUCUCCAUUCUCUUGAGCCUGUCACCAGGAGCCCCAAAUAGGCUGAUCUCUCCUCAGACACAGGUAAGCAGUGUAGAAAAACCCUAGGGGCUUUUUUAUUUCCUGAAGAACCGUCCAGAGUAUAACCUGACCUCAGGCCAGAGCAGCAGCCCCCUGGAAGGGCCUGGGUUUUGCCAUUGCAGUUGAGGGUCUUAGCCCUACUUGCACAGCAGGGAUCGCAUCUACCUCGAGGACACAUUCCUGGCCCCUCGUUGCUCUUCACACCAAAGAUUCUUCUGGGCAAGGUACAGGCACAGUCCUGAGGAACAGGAGAGCCCUGUUCCUCCAGCCCCAGCAGACCCCUCACUCCAGCAUGACAAAGGCGGGCUCAGUGCAGGGACAAGCCCUCGCUCUUCCGCAUUCCCUAGGACUGGGACUCGAUGUUAACUAUCCCCCCAUGCAGCAUGUGACACAUCAAUCCACAGGCCUCAAAGCAAGAGCAGUGGGUUUGUGUCUAACCUGGAUAUCUGGAAUUUUAUUUUUUCAAGUAAAGUUUCCAACAAAACAUCCACCUAGUGUUGUGCUGACUUGUGGAGAGAAGGGGAGCCCCUGGUUCAGCUAUCCCAGUUCCUGCCCACUUGGCAGAGGGCCUCUGCCUGAUUCCAGCAGGCAGGCAGCCUAGGGUGCAAAGGUUCAGGCUUUCCACCUCCUGGAAAGAACUGCCAGGGUGCAGACACUGGCUUAGGGCCAGGAGGCUGGGAGGGCA
This is a messenger RNA of Urocitellus parryii (Arctic ground squirrel), 1839 nucleotides long. RefSeq names its product bridging integrator 3 (gene Bin3). Gene Ontology annotation, cellular component: cytoplasm; actin cytoskeleton. Gene Ontology annotation, molecular function: protein binding; lipid binding. Lineage: Eukaryota; Metazoa; Chordata; Mammalia; Rodentia; Sciuridae. The record is from RefSeq and is a predicted model, not a curated record. Gene Ontology annotation, biological process: endocytosis; plasma membrane tubulation; actin cortical patch localization.